Molecule: messenger RNA, 1956 nt
Organism: Ceratina calcarata
Lineage: Eukaryota; Metazoa; Arthropoda; Insecta; Hymenoptera; Apidae
Gene: mTerf5
Product: mitochondrial transcription termination factor 5
Exons: 6
Coding region: 262-1884 (540 amino acids)
Biological process (GO): regulation of DNA-templated transcription
Molecular function (GO): double-stranded DNA binding
Source: RefSeq, a predicted model, not a curated record
UAUAUAUGUCAUAGCCUAUCAUGUGUUCACUGCUGAUCUGUAUAUAAACUAGCAGAAGUUAUAAUGUACAACAAGAAAUAUUUAAGUUUUUCCUGCAAUUACGUGAUAUCGGAUAGAACGAAUUAGUUGUACUAAUGUAUUAUUUUAACUAUAGUUCUCGUGAUUAUUAAAUAUAAUUCGUUGGGUCUAUGUGAUCGUGAUCCAACCUAAUUCUUUCAUCUCUCAUUUGUUCCUUCGAUGCGAAUUAAAUAAAUAGGAAAAAUGCUUAGACAACCGUUUGUAACAAAAAUGAUCACGAUAUGUCGCGGAAAAUCGGUUUCGUUCUUUUCUACUGAAGGAGAUAUUCAUAACAUACUGGCAACACAUUUACAAGUCGAUCAGAAGGCAAUCGAAAAAUUGUAUAAAAUUAAAGCAGUCAGUAUUAUAACGAAAAUACCGACGAAACAACUUAUUCAGAAUUGUGCAAUACUGCAAAAUAUGCAAGUGAACUUAGAAGAAAUUGAAUAUCUGGCCCACUGCUUGAUGAUCCAGCCUAUGGUGAUGAGGAAUCGGAUUUCUAUACUUAAAGAAAUGGGAGUGGAGUCUGUAGAAUUGCAGCACAUUUACCGAUUUCCAGGAUCCAUGCGCAAGUCGGUCACCAAGUUCAUGGAAUCCCACAAUAUUCCAGCUAAAGAAAGCUAUUUCGAAAGUGUGUUCAGUAAUAUAGGUGUAAAGAUAGAUAAUAGUAACACAGAUACAAAAAUGUUGAACAACAAGAUGAGAAUGGGAGACUACUAUGCGACCUGUAUGAUAUACUAUAAGAAGCAUCAUCUGAAACUGUACGAUGACACGUUUCAUAGAAAUAAAAGAAUGAAAUAUUUGAGCUUCGCGGAGCUGUCCAGAUUACUGAAGAUACUGAAGCACAAGUGUAAACUCAAUGACACAUUUUUAAAAGAGAAUCCUUACCUCCUACAUUUGGAUCUGGAUAAAGUCGAGAAGUUUUUAUCCGAGUUAAAAUCCGUUCGGAUAAGCGGCAAAAACAUAAUGGACGUGAUAAAACAACAUCCUCGUGUUCUGUUUUACGAGCCGAAGAAAGUGAAAGAGUUGUUGCAACUGUGCAAAACAUUAGGCGUGCCUGACCGCACGAUAGCCUCCUACAUACAUGUUCUGGGCAUGGAUAAAGGGACGUUCCUUGAAAGAUACAUGCAAAUCGCGAAUCAGUUCGAGUUGGGCGUGUGGCUGCAGCAUUCGCGUGUACUGUGCAUGAUAUAUUCUUAUAAGUUAGUCUCGAAUCGCGUGAAUUAUCUCAGGCCGUUGAGCUACAUUAACAAUGCGAAUAUUAAUACGUAUCUGGCGGAAAAGAGAUUCUUUCUAAGAUUCGUGGAAGGCGAGAUCCAUCAUACGGCUGUAAGAAAGUUUCUUCUAUACGUUUUACGAAAAGAAUUGGGAGAGGAUAAAGUAUAUUUGAUAAAUUCUAUUGAGAGGCAUCCUUAUUGGAAACAUAUUCCGUUGAUGCAUAUCGAUCAAAUGUUACGGUUUUUAAAGAAGAAUUUUACGGUCGAGGACAUAUGCUUGAAUAUACAUGUGAUACUCUAUCCACGGUCCAAAGUUGUGGAAGUACUGAAUUUGAUAUACGAGAAUUAUUCGCAGCAAAAGGGAUAUAAUUUCACUCCCACGCAGUACUUGGCAAUGUGCUUGUACAAACUAGAGAAGAAAUACCAUUUUACCGGUGACGCGGUUUGGCAGACGGUGCAUAAUGAGAUAUCCGAUUUGAAUCCGCAUCUGUUCGAGGAUAUAAAACCAAACGAAUCCGACAGUCUCGUAAAAUAUAUAAACGAGAACGAUAACGAAAUGGUGAAUGUAAGCGGUGCGGCGUGGCUCGAAUAUCUGCUGCAAUCGCGUUGAGCAUACACAUAGGAAAUUGUAUAUAUUUUAUUACAAUAAACUGCUGAUGUUUUGCGGUUAUUUAUUAAUGUA